GGACCGGGCCUGAGGAGGGAGGGGGGGGCUCGCCGGCGGCCCCGGGGCUCGGCCCGGAGGGGGGGGGGGGGGGCAUUGCGGCGGGGCCGGUCCUGAAGAGAAACGGCCUCUUGCCCUCCUGCCCUGCCUCCCGGCCGGGAGCGCCCGGACAGCCCCGCCUCCCCCCGGGGGCGGAGGGGCCAUGGCGGAGGCGGGGGGGACGGCCGGGAGCCGCCCGGCGGGGCCGGGCUGCGGCGUGCAGGUGUCUGUCAUUGUGCCUGUUCACAAUAGUGAAUGCUGGUUAGAUGAGUGCUUGAAGUCUGUCUGGGAACAAGAUUUUAAACAAACCAUGGAGCUGUCAGUUUUUAAUGAUGCCAGCAAGGACAGUUCAGCUGAAAUCAUUGCAAAAUGGAAGAUCAAGUUGGAAGAUGCUGGUGUUCCAGUAAUCAUCGGUAGCAAUAAUUCUUCUCAGCCUCGAGGAGUUGGAUUUGCUAAAAAUCAAGCAGUAAUACAGAGUUCGGGAGCCUAUCUCUGCUUUCUGGAUUCAGAUGAUGUGAUGAUGCCCCAGCGGGUUAGACUGCAGUACGAAGCUGCCAUUCAACACCCAAACAGUAUUGUUGGUUGCCAAGUCAGAAGAGAGCCACCGAUGUCUACUGAACGGUACACUCGUUGGAUCAAUAAUCUGACUGAAGAACAGCUUCUUACACAGGUGUUUACCUCCCAUGGACCUACUGUGAUCAUGCCAACCUGGUUCUGUUCUCGAGAAUGGUUUUAUCAUGUGGGAAAAUUUGAUGAGGGUGGAAAAGGUGUUCCAGAAGAUUUGUUAUUUUUUUACAAACACAUCCAAAAGGGUGGUGAAGUUGUUCGAGUAAACCAUUGCCUUCUGCUGUACCGUUACCAUCCACAGGCUGCAACUCAUUCCGUCCUAGAGGAAACCAUCUGGAAUCACCGAGUCAGGUUUCUUGAAGACAGAGUCCUGAGCUCCUGGACAUCUUUCACCAUUUGGAAUGCUGGCAAGCAAGGCAAGAAGCUCUACAGGAGCUUGUCACCAGCUACUCGGAAAAAGGUAACUGCAUUUUGUGAUGUUGAUGAAAAGAAAAUAACAAGAGGAUUCUAUACUUUUGAAGAAUCUGAGGAGAGACCAAAACCAAAAAUUCCAAUAUGUCACUUCAGAGAAGCAACUCCACCUUUCAUUAUCUGUGUGAAGCUGGAUUUGACAGGAGGAGCAUUCGAAACAAACUUGAAUAUGCUGAACUUGAAGGAAGGUGUGGAUUAUUAUCAUUUUAACUAAAAACCAAGUGUACUUCGCAGCUCAUGCUGAGAAUCCAGUUUGUCAAGAUGCCGCAGCACAAACUCUUUCAGUCCUAAGGGCACCUGAACCAAGAGCUUCAGUUUGCAAAGCAGCAGUCAGUGCCUGCAACUUUAUUGUGCUGAACU
Molecule: messenger RNA, 1416 nt
Organism: Cygnus olor (mute swan)
Lineage: Eukaryota; Metazoa; Chordata; Aves; Anseriformes; Anatidae
Gene: B3GNTL1
Product: UDP-GlcNAc:betaGal beta-1,3-N-acetylglucosaminyltransferase like 1
Exons: 13
Coding region: 182-1270 (362 amino acids)
Source: RefSeq, a predicted model, not a curated record